Lampris incognitus (smalleye Pacific opah) is the source of this 4900-nucleotide messenger RNA. Its product is annotated as serine/threonine-protein phosphatase 6 regulatory subunit 2-like. Gene Ontology annotation, molecular function: protein phosphatase binding; protein phosphatase regulator activity. The coding region runs from base 684 to 3392 and encodes 902 amino acids. The transcript has 24 exons. NCBI's taxonomy places the organism in Eukaryota, Metazoa, Chordata, Actinopteri, Lampriformes, Lampridae. Gene Ontology annotation, cellular component: cytosol; nucleus. The record is from RefSeq and is a predicted model, not a curated record.
AGGUCGGCGCGCGUCCCCGCGGACUAAGCGGCCCGUUUGCGCGCUCCCGUGACCAUGUCGCCAUUUUGUUUCGAAAAAUAUGACUGAGUUUUUCCUGCUUUACGAGCUAAACUUAGCUUCGUGCCCGACCAGUUUUGUGAGCGAGUGCGAAUCGUACGCGUUAUAUCAGAAGUAGUACCUAAGAUUAUGUAAGCCAGGCGGACAUGAGCGAUAGAGAACCGCGGGUUUGAUAAACUUCCAGGCCACGUUUGAUUAACGUUAGCUAAGCUAAGCUAAGCUAGCUUGUGCUGUCGCGGACUGAUCCCCCCCCCCUUCGUCAAAACAAACCGAUCCUCUCGCGAGCCAAUGUAAGCUAGCCAGCUAGCUAACAGGUAGCGUUAGCUGGAUAGCAAGUGACCUAACGUUAGCUGGCUGCUUGACGAAAGACCAUCAACCAUCCGGCACGGACGAGUGAUUUAUAUCUGACGACAUUUUUAUCUUAAAAGGUUAUGGUGAGGUCCUCAGCAUCCCAUCUCCUAAAGAGGCCUGUGUUCCAAUAGGAGACUCAUGCUGAUAAAUGCCAGGCCUCGCCACACACUCUGCCGUCUACACAAACACAAAUGCCUGCCUGCCCGUGGGGGAGGUCUGAUUAAAGAUACCCACAUUUCAUCCACUGGGCUGUGUCCCCCGUCCCGGCAGCCACCAUGUUCUGGAAGUUUGACCUGCACACCACCUCCCACAUCGACCAGCUGCUGGACAGGGAGGACGUGACGCUGAGGGAGCUGAUGGAGGAGGACGAUGUCCUCCAAGAGUGUAAGGCCCAGAAUCGCCGGCUGCUCCUCUUCCUCUCCCAGGAGCACUGCAUGCAGGAGCUAGUCAGCCUCAUCACCACAGAGCCCCCUGCUGACCUGGAGGAGAGGAGCCGCUUCAAGUUCCCCAACAUAGCUUGUGAACUCCUGACAUCAGACGUGUCCAUCAUAAACGACAAGCUUGGUGGGGAUGAGUCUCUCCUCGAGAUGCUGUACCACUUCCUGGAAGAGGACCCACCCCUCAACCCCUUGUUGGCCAGCUUUUUCAGUAAGACUAUUGGCAAUCUCAUUGCCAGGAAAACUGAACAGGUGAUCUCCUUUCUGAGGAAAAAGGAGGGUUUUGUUGGUCUGGUGCUGAAACACAUUGACGCCUCCGCCAUGAUGGACCUGCUGCUUCGCCUCAUCAGCUGUGUGGAGCCUGCCCCUUUAAGGCAGGAGGUCCUCAUUUGGUUGAAUGAAGAGAAGUUGAUUCAGAGACUCACAGAGCUUAUCCAUACAGGCAAAGAUGAGGAGAGACAAUCAAAUGCGUCUCAAACGCUUUGUGACAUCAUCCGCCUUAGUCGAGAUCAGGCCAAUCAAAUGCAAGAGAAUGUGGAGGCUGACCCGCUAUUGGCUGUUCUAGAGUCUCAGGACAGUGUGGCUGGACUCCUAAAGACCAUGUUUGAGGGGCAAAGGUGCGAGGCCUCCAUUGUUAAUGGAACUCAAGUGCUACUUACCUUACUGGAGACCAGAAGGUCUGGGUUGGAAGGGCUGAUGGAUCUGUAUUCUCAGGGUUAUGAAAGGUCUUACACUGUCAACAGCAGUAUUUUAAAUGCCAUUGAGCCCCAUCUAAAGGACUUCCAGCAGCUUCUCCUGGAUCCCCCCAAGAAAAGUGCAAUAUUGACAACCGUUGGCGUUCUGGAAGAGCCACUGGGGAACGCCCGCCUUCAUGUGGCCCGUCUGGUGGCUGCUCUGCUACAGACCAGUGCCCCCAGUAUCUGCCAGGAGCUCUGCAACCUCGCCACCAUGGACCAACUACUGGAUCUGUUCUUUAAGUACUCCUGGAAUAACUUUUUGCACUUCCAAGUGGAGAUGUGUGUGGCAUCUAUCCUGAACCACCCUUGCUCAGAAGAGCGUUCCAUCCCGGGCCUCCAGAACCACAAUGAUAAGCCUGCAGGAGCAGGGAGCCCCGAGGCCCAUCUGGUGGGAGGAGAGUCAGGCAGGACCAGUGAGCCUGAGACCUCCAUCCGCAAGGCCCUUGUGGCACAUCUCUUCCAGAAGUGUCGGCUGGUCCAGAGGAUCCUUGACGCCUGGGAGGAGAAUGAUAAAAUUCAGGCUGAGGGUGGCACCAGAAGGGGGAAUAUGGGUCAUCUGACCCGAAUUGCCAACAUGGUGGUACAGAACCUGGAGAAAGGACCGGUCCAGGCCCAGAUCACUGACCUCAUCAAAGGUAUGAAUUAUGUCUUUGCAGAGCUGCCAGAGGACUGCAGAGGUCGAUGGGAGAGCUUUGUAGACCAGACCCUAAGAGAGACUAACAUAAGGAACACGGUGGAGCUGGUCAGCACCCACAACAUGCACUCCUCCAGUGAGGAUGAUGACAUGGAGAGCUCCUUCCCCAAUGACCUCUCUCUACAGCAGGCCUUCUCCGACUAUCAGGUCCAACAGAUGACUGCCAACUUUGUGGAUCAGUUUGGGUUCAAUGAUGAGGAGUUCAGUGAGCAUGAUGAGAAUAUCAAUGCCACAUUUGACAGAAUUGCCGAAAUAAACUUCAAUCUAGAUGCAGAUGAUAACAGUGCCAAUGCGGCUGCUUUUGAGGCCUGCUGUAAAGAGAGGAUCCGCCAGUUUGACGACGCUGAAGAAGAUGAUGAGGAUAUCUGGGAGGAGAAGGAGAUAAACUAUGCAACACAAGUCAAAUCCCGAACAAGGUUCGGUGUGUCCCACACUUCGGAGGGCAGCUCCAGGAGCAGUCUGGAGAAUGGGAGCCGGGACCGGGAUGCUGGGUCUGGUUCUGAUGAAGAUGAAGACUCUGUUCAGGUCAACUCAGACACAGGUCCAGGCUGGACCGCAAAUUUCGGGGACUCUGGGGGCUCCGGGACCUCCCAGACCCCAGCAGGGUGGGACUCCUCAGCCCCAGCCAGCAGCAGCGGAGGCUCACAGCAGAGCGGGUGGGCCAACUUCACUGAGUUCCAGCCUUUCUGUGGCACAGAAUCAGGCCCCAGAUGCAGCUCCCCUGUGGACCCAGGCAGCAACAAUGCAGACAAACAAGCCAAACAGAACCUCGAUAAGAGCGCGGCAAGCGGCUCAUCUGGUGCCUGGCCUGUGGGAGAGGGGAGGAAGGCUCCCCUCGUAGCCUCAGACAGCAGCUCCUCCGGGGGGUCGGACAGUGAGGAGGAGGACAAGACCACGGCAGGCGUGGCUGCGAAGCCGGCCAGCAGCCACAGCGGCAAGACAGCUGACCUCAAAAGCGAGCAGAGCCCGGUGUCUCUGGAGAAGCUGUCUCUAUCAGACACCCCUCCAAAGGCCUCGGAGGAGCAGCCCUCUGGAGAGACUCCCAAAACCACACAGACUGAUAGGAAAGAGGAUACACCACAGCCCCCAGAGGUGUCAGUGAACGGGCCGGUCUGAGGGCAUCCAGAGGCAGAACCCCCAGCUUGGACCGGCGCCACAGACUGUCGGCCACCUCUAGAGAGACUCCCCUAAAUAAACUCACUGCAACUUACGGUGUUUUUCUGAAUCACUCUGCCAUGUUAUUGGACCUGGACACUGCCAAUCAACGCCAGUUAAAGCGGCGGGCGGGACAAGUAAACCAACCAACCAACCAACCAACCAGUUGACAAACAGGAACACCGCAGAGAGGAAUCAUUUGUCAAAGCCUUCUCUGAUGUUGCACAUACAACUAACGUGCGGUUUUUAAUGUAGCAGCAAUUUUAAAAAACAACAGAGGAGGAGUACAAACAUGGUUCUUAUUUUUUUAUUUUUCUGAAGGAUCUCCCUCUAUCUCUUUCUUUCUCUCUCUCUCUCUCUCAUUUUCUUCCCUGCUCGGUCAGACUGUUGGACACUGAGUGGAUGGGAUGGUCUAAGGUUGCCCCUGAGUGGAUAUAGCACAGGUUAACUUUUAACAAAAACGAUGCCUCAACAAUAAAUUUUAAAAAAGAUUUUUUUUUGGAUUUUUUUUUUUAAUAGGUUUUUUAUUCCUCUUCAAGCUUAAGAGAAAGCACUUAUGCAGCCAUUUUACUGUACAUUAUAGCACAAAGUAAGUGUUCCACCCUCAUUUCCGCUGGCCGUUUGACCUGUUCGUACACUCAGAGCGUUUUUUUUUUUUUUUUUUUUUUGCUGUUGAUGAAACAUCUCAUGUCGUCAUCGGGCCACCGGGUUUUUCUGGGGGGGUUCUGUUUGGCUUCAGGAGAGUCCGUCAGUGAGGGAGGAGCGGGUCGAUGAACAGAGCUCUAUAGUAUUACUGUCUUGUGCUCAUGUGCAAUAAUGUCAAUUAGCCAUUUUAUUUAAAAAAAAGAGAAAUUCAACUUUUUUUUUUCCUUUUUGAGAAGAAUCAAAUCUAGUGGGUUUUUUUUUUUUGGAGAACGACAACUCAUUCAGAAUAGUUAUGGGCAAACAAAUUUGGAUAUGAAUCUCACCUUGAGGUUUUUGAUUUUUUUUUUGUUUUUUUUUUGGGUCUUUGUUUCAUGUUAAUGCAUGUAUAACCGGUUCUCUGUUGACCUAGCUAGUGAGCUGAGACCUUCUGAUUGUAUUGACAUUUUUAAGUUCUUAUUUACUAUCCCCCCCUGAAAUCAACCAAACAUUAUCUACCUAUAUUCAAACAUUAUCUACAUUUAAAAGUAAUUUUACAAGCAAUCUCCAGAUUACUGUUGUCUUAUGUUCCCAGCAUUUACUCACAGGGCAAGAGUUGCUGUCGAGGCUGGUAGGAGUGAUGCUGUCUUCUUUUCUAUUUGGUCUUUGUUUUUUUUUUCCUUUUUAAAUUCCUUUACAGGAGCCGUAUUGGAGAGAGGGGCAGGCUUUGGGUUCUGCGGAGUUGCAGACCUAUUUAGUGUACUUAAACCGUUUGACAGCUAUCAGGUUCUACGAUUAUUGUUCAAAUUUGAAAUUAAAAGUGUCUGGUUGACCGCAUUAAUACCAAA